GCUGGUGCAUGUGUGUGAGAGAGGGAUACAGGAACUACUGGGGAUACACAGUCUGAUACUACACAGGAACUACUGGUGAUACCGGAUCGUAUAGCACACCGGGCAGGGGCACAGCACACCCUGAGUUCCAUCAAUAAGCGUGAAGUUAGGGGGCAAGUGACAAAGUCUGCGUGUGGCGGGGUAGACAGUCCACACCGCACUGUAUCCCAUACGUUGCCUGCGAGGCCUGGACAGAGAAAACCGGCUGCCGCAUGGAUCCGCCAGCCGGAGGAGGUGGAUUUGGAGGGGUGCCUCCUGGAGCCUACAAAAGUACCAAGGAAAAAAAGAAACUGAAAAACCAGGAAGAAGGAGGAGAUGGAAAGUCUAAGAAAUUUACAUUUAAGCGGCUCAUGGUAGAUGAGCUUGAACGAUUUACCAGUAUGAGGAUAAAGAAGGAAAAGGAAAAGCCUAAUAUGUCACAUCGAAACUCUGCUAAUUAUUCUGAUCCCACCGGUCCUUCCUUAAGUCUGCAGGAGCUUCCAGACGAACAUGUGCUGGCACUUUUUGAACAAAUGUUGGAUGAUAUGAACCUCAACGAAGAGAAACAACAACCCUUAAGAGCAAAAGAUAUCAUGAUAAAAAGAGAAAUGGUGUCCCAGUAUCUUCACACGUCUAAAGCCGGAAUGAACAAGAAAGAGAGUUCCAGAUCAGCUCAGAUGUACAUUCAAGAUCUGAAAUUAGGAAUGGGCGAUGGGCAGCUUCUCAGCUGCUUAGAAUCUUUGAGAGUAUCUCUCAACAACAACCCUGUCAGUUGGGUGCAGAAUUUCGGCGCAGAAGGCCUUUCUUGCCUUUUGGAGAUCCUCAGAAGAUUACAGGACGAACCUGCACCGUCCCGUGAUACAAGAAGUCAACAUGAGAUCAUUAGAUGCUUGAAAGCUUUCAUGAAUAAUAAUUUUGGAAUUAAAACAGUGCUGGAAACUGAUGAUGGUAUUCUGCUGCUGGCGAGAGCUGUAGAUUCCUCGGUCCCCUCUAUGAUGAUUGAUGCCUUGAAACUACUGUCUGCCAUGUGUAUCCUGCCGCAGCCGGAGGAUAUGAAUGAGCGUGUGCUGGAAGCACUAACUGAGCGAGCCGAGAUGGAAGAGAUGGAGAGAUUUAAACCUCUUCUAGAUGGGUUGAGAAGUGGAACUCCUGUAGCACUUAAGGUCAGCUGUAUGCUGCUAAUUAAUGCUAUUAUUAGCCAAGGAGAAGAGUUGGAUUUCAGAGUUCACAUUCGUAGUGAACUAAUGCGCUCUGGGCUGAAUAGUAUGCUAAAGGAUCUUCAUUCCAUGGAAAAUGAGGAAAUGAAGCUACAAUUGAGCAUUUUUGAUGAACACUCAGAGUUUGAUUCUGAUGAGCUGAGGGGGCGCUUGGAUGACAUCCGUGUUGAGAUGGAUGACUUCAGUGAAGUCUUUCAGAUUCUUCUAAAUACAGUAAAGGACUCCAUCGCUGAACCACACUUUCUUUCUAUUCUACAACAUCUUCUACUCAUCAGAAAUGAUUAUGAUUCAAGGCCGCAGUACUACAAAUUGAUAGAUGAGGUUGUGUCACAGAUAAUCCUUCACAGAAACGGAGCUGAUCCUGACUUUAAGUGCAAACAUAUAAAAAUAGAAAUUGAAAGUUUGAUAGAUCAUUUAGUCGACAAGAACAAAGUAGAGAAAAGUGAGGCCAAAGCACGAGAUCUGGAAAAAAAACUGGAUUCAGAGCUAACGGCACGACAUGAACUCCAGGUGGAGAUAAAAGCCAAAGAGAAUGACUUUGAGCAUAAAGUAAAAGAGCUACAAGGAGAAAAACAAGUAUUAGAUUCCGAAAAGCAGCAGAUUGCUACAGAAAAACAGAUAAUUGAAACUGAAGUCACAAAGCUAACAGAGGAGAUUAGUAAACUAACAAAGGAGCUAGAGAAUACAAAAAAGGAGAUGGCUUCAAUUUCUACCUCAUCUGCUUCUCCACCAGGAUCACAAUCUUCUGCUCCUGGUCCACCCCCACCACCCCCUCUUCCUGGUGGAGCACCUCCCCCACCUCCCCUCCCUCCUUUUAUGAAUAUUGGCAUUCCUCCUCCUUUGCCUGGUGUCCCACCACCACCUCCUCUUCCAGGCUCUUGUGGUCCUCCAGCACCUCCACCUCUCCCAGGGGCUUUUGGUAUUCCUCCUCCUCCACCAAUCCCAGGGGGUCCUGGUAUUCCUCCACCUCCACCACUUCCAGGGGCUCCUGGUGUCCCCCCUCCCCCACCACUCCCAGGGGCUCCACCUCCCCCACCACUCCCAGGAGCACCUGGAAUUCCUCCACCACCACCAUUUCCUGGAAUUCCAGGAGCACCACCACCUCCACCAUUCCCUGGUGGUCCAGGAGUUCCACCCCCUCCUCCAGGGAUGAGAGGCCCUCCCCCUCCAGGACUUGGUGCCUGGGGUGCUCCUUCAGUUCCUGUUCUACCUUUUGGAUUGGCUCCAAAGAAGACAUACAAACCAGAGGUGCAAUUGAAAAGGGCAAACUGGUCAAAGAUUACUCCUAAAGAGCUCUCGGAGAAAUCUUUUUGGACCCAAGCAAAAGAAGACCGAUUUGAAAAAGAUGAUCUGUUUGCAAAAAUAGCCCUCACGUUCUCUUCACAGACCAAGUCAAAAAAAGAGCAGGAAGGUGACGAAGAAAAGAAAAAUGUGCCGAAGAAAAAGGCCAAAGAACUCAAAGUUUUAGAUUCCAAAACAGCGCAGAACUUAUCAAUCUUCUUGGGUUCAUUCCGCAUACCCUAUCAAGAAAUUAAAAACAUGAUUUUAGAAGUGAAUGAAGAAGUUCUAACUGAAUCUAUGGUUUCGAAUCUGAUUAAACAGUUGCCAGAGCAAGGUCAGUUACAAAUGUUGGCAGAGUUUAAAAAGGAGUACGAUGAUCUGGCUGAACCAGAGCAGUUUGGCAUUGUCAUGUGCUCUGUCCCUCGAUUGCGCCCAAGGCUCAAUGCCAUCCAAUUUAAAUUGCUCUUUAAUGAGCAAGUAGAAAAUAUCAAACCAGACAUUGUUUCAGUAACAGCUGCCUGUGAAGAAGUGCAAAAAAGCGAGAGUUUUUCUUCUUUGUUAGAAAUUACACUGCUUGUCGGGAACUUCUUAAAUGCUGGUUCGAGGAAUGCUGGUGCUUUUGGCUUUGACAUUAGUUUCCUCUGUAAGUUAAAAGAUACCAAGUCAGCCGACCAGAAGACAACACUGUUACAUUUCCUAGCUGAGACCUGUGAACAGGAAUAUCCUAAUGUAUUAAAGUUUCCAGAUGAAUUGGUUCAUGUGGAAAAAGCCAGCAGAGUGUCUGCUGAAAACUUACAGAAAAAUUUGGAUCAAAUGAAAAAACAGAUUUCAGACCUUGAAAGGGAUAUUGAAAGUUUCCCACAACCUGACGAUGACAAUAAGGAUAAGGAUAAGUUUGUUGAAAAGAUGACAAUUUUUGCAAAAGAAGCAAAAGAACAGUAUACAAGACUGUCCAUGAUGCAUUCCAAUAUGGAAUCCUUGUUCCAGGAGUUGGGACAAUACUUUGUGUUUGAUCCUAAGAAAGUCACCGUUGAGGAAUUCUUUACAGACCUGAACAAUUUCCGAAGCAUGUUUUUGCAAGCAGUGAAAGAUAACCAGAAGCGAAAAGAAGCGGAGGAAAAGAUGAAACGAGCCAAACUUGCAAAGGAGAAGGCCGAGAAGGAAAGGCUGGAGAAGCAGCAGAAGAGAGAACAGCUUAUUGAUAUGACUGCAGAGGGUGAUGAGACGGGUGUUAUGGACAGCCUUCUGGAAGCUUUGCAGUCAGGAGCUGCCUUUAGACGGAAAAGAGGUCCGCGGCAAGACUCUCUCCUGUCCCUCAGUGAGGAGGAGGAGCAGGCCCCGGACCUGCAAACCGGAAAGCAGGCUGUGCUCUUACCUCACUGCUAGCGUCUGAGCUGACUAAGGAAGACGCAAUGUCCACUGUAGCUGCCAAGAAGAAAAAAAGCAAUGAGAAGGACUUAAUGGAAACAGACAUAGGAAUCCAUGAAGACAGCUCAGACAUGCGUACACGUGCAAAUUAACUUUCUGACUUUAAUAAGCAGUUUCCAACAAAAAAGGAAUAUAGGAAAUAUUAAAGUGGUUUUAUUUAAGCAAGAAGAGUCACUUCCAAAUGUCAAGAGUUGGUGGGCAAGGAAUUUCUCCAUUCAGUCUAAAAUUUUGAUAGUUCAUAUAAGAGAUGAUCUUUCUCAUUGAUGUCUUUUAUCGUUUGAAAUUUUUAUUCUUCAUCUCAAAUGAGAAAUGUGGUAGAGGCUAUAUCUUCAGCUUGCUAUGUGAUACAGGCCUAAACCAUAAGAACAGCAUGCUGCAUAUAACAAUGUGUGCUAAGGAAAGGAAACUCUGGGCUAUAUUCUAUGGAGAGUUCUCUAAAAUACACAGUAUUCUGCUAACCAAAGUAUAAAAUACGAUAAACUGCCUUAUCAAAAUCAUCUUUUAUUUUUGUAUAUACCCCUCCUGUUUAGAAAAUACUGAUAUCAAUGUAUUGAAAGGCCUGUUUAUUUUAUAGAAUAUGGAUUACAAUGUAUUUGGUAUCAAAAACUGUAUAGGUCAAAUAUGCAUAUUGUCUAUCAGCCUCUGAGUUACCGCCACUUAUUUUACACAAUGGGUUCCUUUGUCAAUUAAUCUUAUCAAAUUUGUAUGAUAGUAUGCUUAAACGGUUAAGCAAUCAUUAUUUGUUCAAAAUGGUACUUUUUACCUUUCAAUGCUAUGUCUUUUUUGUAUUUUUCUUUUUUUUUCUCUUUCUUUUCAUGACAACAUUAUUGGGCAUAUCAUAGCUUAAUAAGAUCUUUGACAUAAAGUGAGACCAAUAUCUUAAUUUUAUAGGAAAUAUCAAUAAGGACCAUGACAUCGGAACUAAGUAAUCCAUAAAUAUUGGCAAUGACCAAAAGUUAUACCAGUAUAGACCAUGACACUGUAACUUAGUGAUUAGACCUAUAUCUUUGUUAAUUUAUCUUGCAAGUAGCACCCAGGACUUCAUAUUACAGCACCUGCUUUCUAGGAAAGUGUUGCUGCCCUUGCCUCACUUUCUCCUGUUACCUUUAUUACAUUAUCCUGUUUAUGAGUUAGCUUGGAAAACCCAUGCAAUCUUUCUUUGUAUGCAGUUGCAUCAAUGUAAAUCAAUGCAAUGCAUGAACCAUACAUUCCUUUUGCACAGCCAUUGUUUAAAAUCAGGGUUUUAUCCUGCUAAGUUACUUCUCGUUGCUAAGCAAUCUCUUUGGAAAUGUAUCUAUUUUUUUUUGUAAUUUUUAAGUAAAUUGAUUGAAUGUAAAUUAAAUUACAUUGUGGAAUGAGAUAACCAUAGUACAUAUCAGGCUAGUUUAUGAAUUCUACUUGGGUACUGGCAAGCCGUAAGAUCCUCAACUUCCUUUAACUUGGUGAUAUUGGUUUAUUGUCAUGCUUCUGGUAAAAAAGGCCAUGAAACUGAGAAUAAAUGGGUAUGUUUGGCCCUAACAUAAAAAGCAUAACAUAGAAACUUUAUAAUAGGUUGCUAUUUAAUAUAUAACAAACAUAAGCAUAUACACACUUGUACUUAUGUAUACUCCAAAGUCAGCUCUGGGGCACGUAAAGGAGUCAAUCGCAGGGUAAAAAAGAAUAGAAUAGAACAUGGUGUUUUUAAAAUAGGAACCUAUUACAAAGAUUCUGUAUUAAUUAGAAUAACUUAAUUUAUAUUGGCUGUCUUAUUUUCCUUUAAGACUACAAAUCUGCAGCUAUAAGAUUUAGUCAAACACUGCAAUGAUAUCCUUUUUAUUUUAGAAUAUUAAAUUUCUCAAAUGCUGGAAUAUCAUUAAACAGUUUUUUGUUUUAUGUAUUAUAUAAAUAUAUUACAAAUGUAUAGGUUUAUUGUAUUUUAAGAAAUGAUUUCUAGAUCUUCUUGGCAGCAAAAGCUUAGGUUAAUUGUGCCUCUUGGUAACUGUUAUCUAUUUGUGCUGUAUCAGUACCAGAGGGGUUCAAUAUGAACACAUGGAAACUAGCAAUGAACAUGUAUCACAUCCAAACUGUGUCUUAUAAGUUACACUAUUUCUUGUAACUAAUAUGUGUUCAGAUAUUGAUUUACCAGAAUUCAUAACAAAGAUUUAUGUACAUUUUUCACACAAUGUUUUAAAUUUUCUGUAGUAUGUUGCACGUGGCAAGUUAUCUUUGGAUAAUGCAUUAUUGUGAGUUAUAAGCGGAGAGAGAAAAUGAUAAAUCUUGAGGUAAGGAACAAUUCAUGUAAGUUUGUAUUUACAAAGUGUUCCUUUACCACAAGGCUUUUUGUUUUCUGUACUAGUCAUAUCUGAUUUUGGAAAUAAUCUUGUGCCAUCAUUCUACUUUGUAAAUAAAGACCACAGUACACAAUUCAUUUUACAAAUACACAAACUUUGUUCCAGCUGAGUUUCUUGGUAAGUGCUGCACAAGCCUAGUUUUUAAAUUACAUUGCUAAUUCGAAAAUCACUUCCCUUUGUCACGGAUUGUGUACAGUGCAGUAUUUCUUGUUUAGAUGUUGUAACCCAAGAAACUCACUGAAAUGCUGCUUUGGUGAAAUGCUUUUUACUGUAGACAACAAAAAUUUGAUCUGCCAAAUUAUAUUUUUGUUUAAAUAUUUUACUACAGCCAUGUUUUCUGCGCAACUAUGUAUACAUCAAUACGCAAAGGAGCUACAAUCCAUAUUAAAGCUUUUGUUGCUAGUCUACUGUGUUUAUUUGUUUAGUUAGGAAUUAUAGCAUUUUAUUGGAAUUUAUUUCUGCUCAUAAGUAAGGAGAUUGCUAUGCAUCUGAGAUGAGGCUUCAAUUGGAUUUUAGAGGAUGAUUUCUUAGUCUUCAGGAGUGGUUUUAGAUUAUUUAUUCAUUUUUUUUUUUUUGCCAUAAUACUCAAAAGCUUGGGUGACGGGUGGUUCUCAAAAGCUGUAACAGUAGCCUCAAUCAUAGGGCAUCAACAAUGCAAGUGCAGGUCACUGCAGCAAUUUAAACUAGUUUUUUUGUUUGUUUAAUUUACACCAAGAAUGAUGUUUUCCUUUAUUAUCUGCCAAAUGCACACUUAUGACAUCCAUCUGAAGAUCUAAGACCUGUAAAAUAUUGGAGUAUUUUUUAAGCACUAGUGGAUUAUCUCUAUUUAGUUCUGCCAACAUUUAUUAUCUUACACCUUUUCUAUUCACGUCCAAAAUUGAAGGAAAAGAUUAACGUAGACCUAUUUGUAUUUUUUUAUUAUUAAAGCAAUCCAUUUUUAUUUUUGCAGAAGAUGUACCAUACAGACAUACAUCAUAUACUGUAUGUGACACACUCUUUAGGACACACUGCUUGAUUGCCAUAUUUGAUUUGGCUUUACAGCAUUCAUUUAAAAGUACCUGUGUUCUUAUUUUUUUAUUCAUUUUGUUUUCAAAGUACUAGAAAUGAAAACAUUCAAACCAGGCUAUACACUUACAGUAUGAUUUUUUUCAACAUUGUGGAAAUUUACUUUAUAUCAUUGAAAAAUACAUGCUUAUCCUACAGAUAUGUGGUCUUUAUUUUUCUGGGAAAUGUAAUCAGAUUUAUUUUUUUUGUUCUUUCACAUGUUAAUAAAAUAAAUCAACUGAU
Bombina bombina (fire-bellied toad) is the source of this 7561-nucleotide messenger RNA. It is a transcript of the gene DIAPH1, whose product is annotated as diaphanous related formin 1. Gene Ontology annotation, molecular function: actin binding; small GTPase binding; microtubule binding. The record is from RefSeq and is a predicted model, not a curated record. Lineage: Eukaryota; Metazoa; Chordata; Amphibia; Anura; Bombinatoridae. Gene Ontology annotation, cellular component: actin filament; cytoplasm. Gene Ontology annotation, biological process: actin filament polymerization; actin cytoskeleton organization.